AUGGACGAUAAAGCACGGCUCGAGUACGAACUUGCCGAGAUUGAGUUGGAGAAACGUCAACUACAGCUUGAACGUCGGGAGCUCGACAUCAAACGCCGGCUCAAACUGCUCAAGGGAAGCGCCGAGUCGGCCGACGGCGAUGCCACUGUCAAAUCUGAAGCUAAGCGUGACGAUCCCAGCGAGACUGGAGCGACUGCUGCGCAGGACGGAUCUCCUACUGAGUUGCAAGCAGACGUUUCGUCGAGUGUUCCCGUAACAGAUGGCACCGCUGUCAACUUGAGUGGGACUCCAGCCGUCGAAAAGGACCGAGAGAAGGUGGGAAAUGAGAACUGCGAGACUAGGAAAUUUCCGAGGCUCUGUCUGCGCAAGGGGUCAGGAGCGAGAUCAAUCGGUGGGAAGAUGAGGAAUCGCUUCUUCACUUACGAGCCAGAAGAGCAAACGGCCGCACAGAGAAAGUCUCAAGAACGUCACGAAAAGCUCUUAGCAGCCUUUACUGGCUGUCCACCGAGCAAACCCUCGAGCUUACUAGCAAAGCAAAAGCAAAGCACGCACUCGGAUACCUUUGUCCUUACUUUAGACUCUGACUCUGACGUCGACACAAGUGACUCUACAGGCGGGUAUUGUGCCAGGGCGAAACGACGACGAGUGUCCCCGAGGGACGAAAAGCAAGGCACCGACGUCCCAGGACCCAUGACAGAGUCUCAACAGUACGACCUCGUUAAACACUACACGGGUCUUCUGCUCAAGCACAUGACAUCGAUCGAGUCUACACUCGGCUACGCGUGUUUCCAGAAACCGACUGUGGCCUCCAAGCUGCGAAGAGUCACGUUCGGGAGUACACACCACAGCAUCGCCCUUCUCCACGAGGACUUUACAGCGGCUGUGAACAAGCACGCCAAGGAUUCUCGGCUGCGUUGCGCUCUGGUGGUCGAACUCGACAAGUUUGAAUGGGCGCAGGAGUCGUGGUGGCCGGUGUGUGAAGCGCUAAACACCCAGCAGGAGAGGAUCUCGUUCAUCACAAAGGUGUUCCCGGACGUCGCGGAGGAUAAUUUCAGCCUGGAGGAGUGUCGGGCAGAAUACGGGGAGGGAAAAAAGGCUUGA
Molecule: messenger RNA, 1101 nt
Organism: Fonsecaea monophora
Lineage: Eukaryota; Fungi; Ascomycota; Eurotiomycetes; Chaetothyriales; Herpotrichiellaceae
Exons: 2
Coding region: 1-1101 (366 amino acids)
Source: RefSeq, a predicted model, not a curated record